Molecule: messenger RNA, 570 nt
Organism: Fusarium vanettenii 77-13-4
Lineage: Eukaryota; Fungi; Ascomycota; Sordariomycetes; Hypocreales; Nectriaceae
Exons: 3
Coding region: 1-570 (189 amino acids)
Source: RefSeq, a predicted model, not a curated record
AUGUACCGUGCCAAGUCUCCCGUUCUCUGCAGCGCCCUGAAGAGCGGUGCGGCCCGGGGGGCUGUGACAUGGGUAACUUGUGAACUUGUCAGCAUCAAAGUACCUGAUUCAGUCAGCCGCCAUGGUCUUUCAGGUUCUGCUGGCCCAAGACCUUCAAGAACCACUGCUUUUGCGUUAGCAGCAUUUCUACAAAUUCCCCAACGACUCGUGCCCAACCAUCCGAGAGCUACCUAUCCUAUAUUUUCGUUCUCUGCAGUCUUUGCAAGUAGCUUCAUUCAAAUGCCUCCUAACGUUCUUUUCAGACACGAAAUUCCCAAAGUACUCAUUAUUAAUGAGCCAAAUCUUGACUUGGCCCUCAUACGGACUUAUGGCACCGCGUUUAUGAAGACGGUCGAGGAAGACAAAUGGGUCAUCUUGACUCCAAACAUCACGCCCGAGGACCUGAAGAAGCACUUAUUCAAUGCCGGUAUCUUGUUUCCUGAGUCAGCUCUUAAGCCGGAGGAGAGAAGCGUUCCCAACCCUGGUUUUAUUGUCACGGAUGAACAACCUGAGACACCCAAGGAAUCAUGA